AUGGCUGACCCUCUCUCCGUCGCCGGGUUGGCCUUGGCCGUGGUAUCGCUAGGUCUCCAAGUCACUGUGAGUAUCACGGAUUACUUUGAUUCUCUGAAAUCCCGCGACCAAGACAUAGCCUCCAUAAUACAGCAGAACGGCACGCUGAGGAAGACACUCCAAGUUAUCGAAACAUCAAUCUCUCGGUUUCAGAACGACCACAGAACUGCAAGCGAGGCAUUGCGACAAAGCUUGGACUCAUGUAAAGGAGAGCUGAAGGGUUUGGAGAGCAUGGUAGCGACGCUCAUUACUGACGAGCAAGGCACAACUGGUCGGGCGAAUAAGGCUCGGAACAAGGGCAAGAAACUGUUGUAUCCAUUGCAUCGCCUAAAGCUCGAGCAAAUUGCGACAAAAUUACAUCAUAUCAAUGCGACUCUUCAGUUAGGAUUGCAAAAUCUAGGACUGGCUGUAUCACAUCUGGGGUCCGAGAAGUUAGCCACGCUACAGGCAACCUCACAGACUAUUUCUAGUGAUCUCCUAGUCGUUCAGUCUGAGGUUUCCGCUAUAAGCACUCCUAUUAGAAGUAUACAAAGCACUGUAUCUCAAUUUGAGACACGCUUUGACGGCCUUGAGAAUUUACUUCAACAGCUGCUGGUCCAAGGUUCGGCCAUCAACGGAACACUACAAGAGAUCACCCCUUUGAUGGUUACCGGACGGCUUCUCGGAAAGCCGGCAGUAUUGCAAGAGAUGUGUGACGCUGUCAAGACUCCAGCGCGGCACAUGUCAAAGGGGAAAAUCUCAGUACCACAUGAAAGUGCAGCAAAAGUCAGAACAGCUCUUUCGGGUUAUUCUGGAGGGCGCUUCGCAUGCUUAUGUCGUCACCGCCAGCACCUCCAGCGCAAGAAUGCUUCCUGGGGCUCCUUGAGCUUUUCUCACGAGACCACGACUGAACAGCAUGCGCCUGGGUGUCCGGCUACUCAAGCAAUAUCAGAACGGGAUCGAACCCAGAAAUUCGCUUUGACCUACGUUGGACUUAGGGCUCUGCUCAACUCAGCUAUCCAGUUUUCAUUUACAAUUCGGUCUGGGGCAGGAGGAUGGAGCCUCGGCCCCAAUUUCACCUACUAUCCUAUUGUUGACUCAGAGUCUGCACCAGCUUUUAGGAUGCUCUCCCUGCUGACGCGGUCUCGGUAUUACGCGUGGUAUGAAUAUAAAGACCGCGGCUUCCUUGAAGAUGAAGUAUGGCGUGAAGAGCUGGUUCCUUCUGUGGUGUCCUCAAUACUGCGUUUAUUUCGAGCUAAGCAGGCGUCUCCUCGAGCAGUUGACGAUGAAAAUCAAUCUCUAGUGUACCAUGUGGCUGAAUGUAUAAGCUGCUACUAUAGCUACAAAAGCUUAGAUCAGAGAGAUUCCGACCAGUUUAGCCCUCUAAUUGAUCUUCUGGAGUAUUUGGUUAUCAACAAGGCCCCAUCGAAUGAAUUCAAUACAUACGGCCGGACAGAUAUACAGCAAUUGGCUCCCGAUUCAGAACAAAUUCUGGAUUUGAAUGCAUUCAAAGUCACCCAGCUCUUGCAAGAGAGGGGUAUUUGUGUCCCUGAAGCCCUUGCUAUCAUGGGAAACGGACGGUUUCCAGGCCCAUUGCCAGUCUACCAAAAUCUCUCUUCAUCCGACGAUGCCGAUGUAUUUUUCCGAGUUGGUUUCCGAGACACCGGCUCAUGGUAUGAGAGUCCAAUGGUGCAACUGGGGGUUAUCCAUCCUGCCCAAAAUCUACCAUAUCUUCAAUGGUUGGCCAAUCAUGGCGGCCUCUCCCGUCAGCUCCCCUUCUCAUGCAAAGAUAUCUUUGCAAUUAGGUGCAUAUUCUCGGCUAUUGGCUAUGAAAUUAAGUCCUCAAUACUCUGCCUUGAAAUAGAUCGAUCGGACGAAUCUGAUACUAGCAAUACAUCGCUAGCACCACCUAUACCGAACUGGGGCGUAGCUUGGAUUCACGAACUCCAUGCUAUAGUAUUUGCGGCUAACAAUACAGAUGCAUGCCGUUGCCAAUGCUCUCCUGAGGGUUGCACUAUGCUAACGUUCUUAUUGAGACAUUUGAUCCCUGUCUAUGAUUUUGAGUUUGCUCAAAGACACCUUCUACGAGACAGUUCCAUAAACGAAAAAGACGACCUGGAAAUCAUCACUAUUGUUGACACGGGUACCCCCGAAGUCAGCGGUAUACAUGAAAAUCCCCUAUCGAAGCUAAUCGCCAGAUUCACCUCAUAUCUCGAACACUUUUCUUGCUAUCUCGAACCAAGGGAUCACUAUGCUACUCUUCGGUACAUUACCUAUACCACUUUAGGAAUCCAUCAUUCUUGUUGUGUAGACUGGCAUAGUAGGCGGCACAUGUAUGAGGAUCCUUCUGAUAGUGUUGAAGACUGGCUUGAGAAUGAUGGAAGUCACAUGUUGGCCCUGCUUAGAGAUCUUUUGGAUGAGUUUGAGGAAAACAUCACUUCCAUCUUUGAAGAUCCAGACAAAGGAAUUCGCGAUCUUAUUAAUUUCUGGGAAAGGACUUGGGUAAGCCGUAUAAGUGAGGUUCUAUGUCGCCUCGAAGGGAGCGAUUUGCUAGACGAUGAGAGACGUGCAGCUGAGGAGAUUGGGGUAAUAUGGGAUAAAGUAGGACCUGAACUACCUGGAGAGAUGGGGAGCCCCUAUCAAAGCUCACCGAUAGAUUAUUGGUUGUAUGAGCUGAGAAAGAUUGAAGAAGAAUGCCAAUAA
Messenger RNA from Fusarium oxysporum Fo47, 2721 nucleotides. RefSeq lists its product as uncharacterized. Bases 1 to 2721 code for a protein of 906 amino acids. The transcript is spliced from 5 exons. The record is from RefSeq and is a predicted model, not a curated record. Lineage: Eukaryota; Fungi; Ascomycota; Sordariomycetes; Hypocreales; Nectriaceae.